Heterocephalus glaber (naked mole-rat) is the source of this 3611-nucleotide messenger RNA. The record is from RefSeq and is a predicted model, not a curated record. NCBI's taxonomy places the organism in Eukaryota, Metazoa, Chordata, Mammalia, Rodentia, Bathyergidae.
CGGCCUGACGGCGGCAGGAUGCGCUCCGAGGGCGCGGCCCCCGGGCCGACAGCGCCGCUGUGCGGGGCUCUGAGCCUGGUGCUGGGCGCGCUGCUGGGCAGAGUGGUAGAGGCCCGUGGGGUCUCAGAAGGCGCGCCGAGAUUCUCCUCCUCGCUUCCGCCCUACCUGCCCGUGAGCUUCAACAUCCGGGGCGCAGAGAGCGCCUUCUUCCUGCAGGAAACGCAGCCCCGGGACACGCUGCGCAACGCCAGCCUGAGCGCCAGGGUCGCGUCCUUCUUCGCCUACAAGGCCAAGCAACCCCCGGUGCUGAACGCCAGCUAUGGGCCUUUCUGGGCGGAAAAGGUGGUGCCCCUGGAGCUGAUGCGGACCUCCAGCGCCUUUGGCCCGAGCAGCAGGUUUACGCUCGACUGGAAGCUGAAGGCCUCCAUUCUGCGGGACAAGAUCUACCCGAGCCGCCCCAAGGUGCAGGUCCUCUUCCACCUGUUGGGCCGGGACUGGGACAAGCCGCGGCCGGCGGAGAGGCUGCCCUGCCUGCGCGUCUCCGCGGUCCGGGAGGCCCGGGAGGUGCGGGGCAGCUGCCGGCUGGGCGGGGACCUGGGGCUGUGCGUGGCGGAGCUGGAGGUCCCGGCCAGCUGGUUCGGCCCUGAGGCCAUGGUGGCCGGGAGGAGGAAGCCGGCGGAGCAGCCCGAGGGGAGCCCUGUGGAGCUGUACUACUCAGUGCAGCCGGCGGACGCGCGUGGGGACUGCGCCGCCGCGGGCGACCCCCGGACCGGCAAUGCCAUCCGCCCCGGGAAGGAGGGCGCUGAGGGACCCGCGUCGCGCCCUCAGAGCGUCGGCCUGGUGCGCCUGUUCCGCGCGCAGGACGCCCAACAGCUCCGUGAGCUGCGCCUGGACCGCGACGUGGCCGUCUGGCUGCCUGCGCGGCCGGCCAAGCAGGGCGACGUGGUCACCGCCUACGUCACCGUCCUCGGCAACUCCACCGUAGAUGUCUUCGUGCUGAGAGCCAAGGUGAAAAAGGGGGUGAACAUCCUGAGUGCACGGACCAGCGAGCCGCGGCAGUGGGACGUGAAGCAGGAGGUGGGGAAUGGCGGGAAGCAUGCCACAACCACGGUGGCCUGCCAGCGCCUGGGCCUGGGCGCACACAACAGAAGCGGCAGCUUGUUCAGCGAGGUGGUGCAGAUGAACUUCGAGAUCGCCAGCUUCAGCAGCCUGUCGGGGACCCAGCCCAUCACGUGGCAGGUGGAGUACCCAAGGAAGGGGACCUCCAGCGUCGCCGUGUCCGAGAUCUUCAUCAGCCAGAAGGACCUGGUGGGCAUCGUGCCCCUCGCUAUGGACACGGAGAUCCUGAACACAGCCAUCCUCACGGGCAGGACGGUGGCCAUGCCUGUCCGGGUGGUGUCGGUGGAGGAGCACGGGGCGGUGACAGACAUCUCGGAGCAGGUGGAGUGUGCAUCCGUGGACGAGGAUGUCAUCAAGGUCUCCGACCACUGCGACUACGUCUUCGUCAACGGCAAGGAGGUGAAGGGCAACACGGACGCGGCGGUGAACUUCACCUACCAGCACCUGAGCGCCCCGCUGCGGGUCACCGUGUGGGUGCCCCGGCUGCCCCUGCACAUCGACAUCUCCGACACGGAGCUCAGCCAGAUCAAGGGCUGGCGGGUCCCCAUCCUGGCCAGCAAGCGAGCCCCGCCUGCCCCCAGGCCCACGCGCGACAGCGAGGACGAGGACGAGGACGAGCAGGAGCACGAGCGGCGGGGCCGCGGCUGCGCGCUCCAGUUCCAGCGCGCUGCCGUGCGCGUGCUGGCGCAGUUCGUGUCCGAGGCGGGGCCCUGGGCGCAGCCCCGACACCUGCUGGGGCCCGGCUGGCGGUUCGACGUCAGCGCGCUGGUGGCCGACUUCGUGAAGCUGGAGGUGCCGCGCGUGGCCUCGCUGCAGGAGCGCGGCGUCCUGGCCGGCCGGGAGGUCGGGAUGACGACUGUGCAGGUGCUCUCCCCGCUGUCGGACUCCAUCCUGGCGGAGAAGACGGUCACCGUGCUGGACGACAAGGUGUCCAUCACCGAGCUGGCCAUCCAGCUGGUGGCCGGGCUGUCGGUCUCCCUCCACCCCUACGCGGAGCACGGCCGGGCCAUCGCCACCGUGGCCACCGCUGAGGAGCUCCUGCGCACCCCCAAACAGGAAGCCGUGGUCAGCACCUGGCUGCAGUUCAGCGAUGGCUCGGUGACGCCCCUGGACGUCUACGACAGCAAGGACUUCUCCCUCACCGCCACCUCCCUGGACGAGGCCGUCAUUUCCAUCCCCCAGCCGCGCUCUCCUCUGUGGCCCAUCGUGGUGGCCGAGGGGGAAGGCCAGGGCCCGCUGGUCCGCGUGGACAUGAGCAUCGCCGAGUCCUGCCAGAAAUCCAAACGCAAAAGUGUGCUGGCCGUGGGCUUUGGCCACGUCAGGGUCAAGUUCGGGCAGAGCGAUGCAGAUGCCAGCCCGACGUGGGGCACUGAGGAGGAGGAGGAGGAGGAGAAGGAGGAGGAGGAGGAGGAGGAGGAGGAGAUCGAGAACCACGCCAGCGACCGCAGGCAGAGGGGCCAGGAGGGGCGACUGCUGAGCGGCUCUGCCGGGGCGCUCGAGGAAGGGGCGCUGCGGAGGGCCACUCCCACGGCCAAGGCGCAGCCGGACCCCAGCGUGGGGAAGAGCAGCCGGCUGGAUGGGGCCCAGCUGUCAGGGGAGGAGCCGCUGCAGAACAUCCCUCUGGACUUCACCAACUUCCCCGGGCACCUGGACCUCCCGCGGGCUGGGGCUGGGCUACAGGGCGGCGGCCUGGUGCCCACGGCUCGAGGCCUGAGCGACCUGGAGAUCGGGAUGUACGCGCUGCUGGGCGUCUUCUGCCUGGCCAUCCUCGUCUUCCUCAUCAACUGCGCCACCUUCGCCCUGAAGUUCAGGCGGAAGCAGGUGCCGCUGGAGGGCCAGGCCUCUGGGCCACACUCGCACGACUGGGUGUGGCUGGGCAACGAGGCCGAGCUCCUGGAGGGCGUGGGGGGCCCCACGCCACCCCCUGAUGAGCACACGACCGUCCUAGACCACGGCCCGGGGGGCGGCAAGGAGAGCGACCAGCUGCUUGUCGGCGGGGGCAGCACCCAGCAGCAGGUGCUGGGCCAGGUGCACUGGGCAGUGGACACCGGGGCUGGGCAGGAGCCAAGCUCUCCAGCCUCCCGCAGGAAGAGGGUGCAGUUUGCCGCCUUCCCCGCCGGCCCGGCCACCUCCAUCCUGGGGGCGCACUAAGUGGGAGUGUCCCCAAAGAGCUCAAACUCUCUGGAAAGGUUCCCGGGCGGUGUGGACCUCAGCUGGGCCCAGGGCAGGGUCUGGGCCGGGGUCCACAGGUGUGGGAGCCGGGGCGGGACGCUCUGCAGGAGGGACGCUUCCCAAAGCUGUCCUCUGAGUGCCGGGAGGCGGGGUGGGGACAGAGACGCUGGACCGCAGCAGAAUUCGGAAGCUUAUUUUAGGAAUCAACACAUCAUGCAGCUACCAAAAAUUAUUUGUUAGAAAACACAGAAAAAGACAAAUAAAAAGAGACAAAGAAUGAUCUGUUUAUAUUUCUAAUAAAGGAGCAAAGUGCAAAAGGA